GAGGAGCUGUGAGCGUCACAGUCACCAGGAGCGCACGCUGUUUUAUUAUCAUGGCUCAGUUUAAAUACUGGAGACGCGUGUGUUGCCUCCUCUGAAACACAGCCAGUAGUUCCAGUCUGAUAUUUUUGGGGAACAAACGGAACCAGCUGCAACCAAACAGUUUGUCGACUGUCAGACAGUAAUUUGGGAUUAAAAUGGUCAUCAAGGUUUACAUCGCCUCCUCGAGCGGCUCCGUCGCGGUAAAAAAGCACCAGCAGGCAGUGGUGGGUUUCCUGGAGGCCAACCGAAUCAGCUUCCAGGAAGUAGACAUCACCAUGCUGGAGGAGCAGAGGCUCUGGAUGUACCGCAAUAUCCCCAGAGACAAGCAGCCGGAGAAAGGCAACCCACUGCCUCCGCAGAUCUUCAACGAGGAUCGCUACUGUGGGGACUAUGAAGACUUCUUCCAGUCAAAGGAGGACAACACUGUGUUUGCAUUCCUUGGGCUCAGCUCCCAACCCUCAGUGAAAGAUUCUGAGUCAUAGCCUGGAUCAAACUGCUGGUAUGUAACGUCCAGGGAACCUCAAGAUACGAGGACAAAAACUGCAUCAUUUCCCAUGUUCUUCCUCCUACGACGACGACAGCACGUUGCCAAACAUCAGACCCAAUGGAUUUCACCCAGUAUGACCUCUCCUGGCUCUUUAAACAACAUUCCACCAUCACUUAAAGAAAUGUCUGAUUCUCAAGAGAGACUUGAUCACAGAAGGAGGGGACUGACUUUAUGAUGGAUGCAAUUGUGUUUCCUUUUCUUGUUUAGCACACAAUGUGAUCGGUGGCAAACACUGUCAGUAGCAUAGAUUCUGUGCACACUAGAUGUAGCAGCUUAAGCAUCAGUAGACGAGUAAGUUUAGGUCAAUCUGAAAUGCAGUGGAUGGGGAAAGAACUGGUUGGGUGCAGCAGUGCAGCACAAGUCACCUGAAUACACACCUGUGUUGCUUGUGUAUGCCUUAGUGUGUGUGCGUGUGUGUGUCUCAAUCAGCAGCUGUUAAUGAAGGCUGCGUUAAGUGAUGGGACCUGAGAGGCGGCACUUAAUGCAACCUGAAACAACCCAAGGUCUAGCCAUUAUGUGUGUGUGUGUGUGUGUGUGUGUGUGUGUGUGUGUGUGUGUGUGUGUGUGUGUGUGUGUGUGUGUGUGUGUGUGUGUGUGUGUGUUUUAGCAGAGGUGACGGUGACACUGCAGUUUGUCACAGCAGAUGAGACCAAAUGCUAGGAAUCUUAAAACAUACAAGGGAUAUACAUGAUACUCAGAAUCAUUGCCAGCAUUUAAAGGGACAGUUCACCCCCAAAAUCAAAAAUACAUACUUUUCCUCUUACCUCUAGUGCUAUUAAUUAGUCCAGAUUGUUUUGGUGUGGGUUGCAGAGUGUCAGGAAUAUAUGGUUAUAGGUUUAUGCAAGUAGAGUUACUGUGGUCAUACAUUAGGAAAAGAAACAUGAUGACAAUGCACCUUAAAAUUACUCAGAGCUCAGUCAAAGGUUCCACUUUUGAACUCUGGUUUCCAGGGGAAUAUCCUGUGAUUUGCGAUCCUCCCACCACCCCAACCUGUCUCUUUAUAAGGACUGUUCCCAUCUUUACUCCCUUCAGCCCAUGUGGUCAUGUGAUCGCAGCCUUCCCAUAAUGACAAUGGAUAUGUACAACUUUUGGUGCAUUACUUAUCGUAGGAAAAUUAAGAACAGUGCACGAGAACAGCCUGAUAUAAUGGAAUUAGAUGGCACUCGGCUUGUGGUGCUGAAAUCGCCAAAAAAUAAAUUUGAAAAACUCAACAGCAAUGUCUCUUUGCAGAAACCAUGACCUGAUAACUCAAAAUAAUCCACAGACCUUGUGUGACUAGUUUCAUGUAGGAACUAUUUUCUCUGGACCAAACCACAUCUGCCAACCUUAUCAUCGCGCAGAAUGAAGCAUUCAUCUACCGCUAGCUCACCUAGCACCACUGAGCUAGCUAACGUUACAGCUCAGCUGAGGAGGACGACAUUAAUGUUUACAUCUCGCGAUGUCAGGAGCAUGAAACUCUUGUCCAGCAGUAGAUGCACUCUUCCUUCUGCGUGGUGAUUGUGGGGUGUUGUUCAGUAGUAAGAAAAUAGUCCCUACAUGAAACUGCUCACAACAAGCUCUGUGGAUUAUCUUGAGUAACCGGGUCAUGAUUUCUGGAAAGAGACAUUGCUGUUGAUGUUUCUCAAAUGUAUGUUUUUGGUGCUUUGAGCACCACAAGCUGAGUGCCAUCUAGUUCCAUUAUACUGGAAAAGGCAGACAUCUCUACGGCCAAUAUCUCCAACACUCCGCAACUAACACCAAAACUAUCUAGACUGAUAAUUAGCACUACAGGUAAGAGGAGAAAUACGUACUUUUGAUUUUAUGGUGAACCAUCUCUUUAAGUUUGUAGCCGCUGUCAAAUAAAACAGAUGUUCUUCUAUCAUUCCACUGCCAAACUAGUUUAAUUAAAGGACGAGGUGGCUGUUAUUCUCUAUCUUUUUCUAGCUGUCUACAAAUCAAAAAAGACGACCAAAGCCAACAAUGUUUUAGUCUGCUUUUCAGUACAUUCUGAUACAAGUUCUCAGCCCAUUUGUCCCUACUUAAGGUGAAAUACUUUAAAACAAGUUUCAAAUAUAUAGCUUCAUUUAUUUAAAGGCCAAGUUGUUACCUAAAACAGCUGGGCAUUGUAGUUUUUAGCAAAAAUUAGUAAAUAGCGCAUUUGUCGGGGCUAUUUUAAGAUGUGGAUUAACAUACAUUUGAUCCUCUGAGUAUUUACAGCAGCAGGACAGUGUUUGUCGGAUUGACUCAACAUAAACUACAGUGCCCAGGUUCAUUAUAAUGACAGAACAUGUCACCCAGUGCAACAGUGCGGCUCAUUCAUGUGUUUUUAAUAGCUUUUGGACAACAGUGGAGCCCUGUGGCAUAUAGGAGUAAGAUAUCAGGCUCUGGCUGAACAGACAAUAUUUGUCAGUCGGAUCAAUUUAUUGUUGGUUUUGGUCUUUUCGUGGGAUUUGUUGAUAACAUGAAAAAUAUUGCCAGCUUUAUCUUCUAAUCCAGACAGCUAUAGACAAAGCGUGGUUGCAAUCAGGGUCGCAUGAGUAUACCUCACAGAUUAUUACUCCAAGUCUUAUCAGACAGAGGACAGGAGAUAAGAUAUCAGAGAUAGUGGCAAAGCUCUGCACAGACAGACCUAGACUCUGCUUCCCCUUCUCUCCAUAUUACCAAAUGUCUGAGAUGUGAGCAGACUGCCCUCUGUGUGUUUAAAAUAUUAUGAAAUGAAAACAGGUUGACACAUCAUGACCAACUCAUAGUCCUAUCAUCCAGUGUGUAUUCUGUGGUCUCCGUCCCCGACACCAGCACUAAGCAUUUUCUCUUCACCUCUCUCAUCCUUAUUAAAUUAUCACGGGUGGGUGGUCGACUAAUUCCUUUAUGUUCACACAUGAAGGACACACAAGCAGAUGCACCCUCACUUGCCAUUCCUCUCUAAAUGUCGUGCCAUCAUGUGAAAGGUUGUCAUUUUUAUUUAAGAUCAUGUGGGGGACAUAAAAGUUUAUCCGUCACUGUCGACACUACAUUCCUAUUUGCUAAGGUGUAUCCUCAUGUAUCGUGAAAUCAUGUGAAUAUUUGUGAAUGUAAACUGACUAAAUGUACUUUAUGUUACACACCU
Molecule: messenger RNA, 3671 nt
Organism: Epinephelus moara (kelp grouper)
Lineage: Eukaryota; Metazoa; Chordata; Actinopteri; Perciformes; Serranidae
Gene: sh3bgrl2
Product: SH3 domain binding glutamate-rich protein like 2
Exons: 4
Coding region: 195-521 (108 amino acids)
Cellular component (GO): cytoplasm
Source: RefSeq, a predicted model, not a curated record